Doryrhamphus excisus (bluestripe pipefish) is the source of this 3360-nucleotide messenger RNA. RefSeq names its product solute carrier family 6 member 6b (gene slc6a6b). The record is from RefSeq and is a predicted model, not a curated record. Gene Ontology annotation, biological process: taurine transmembrane transport; amino acid transport; neurotransmitter transport. Gene Ontology annotation, cellular component: plasma membrane; cell projection. Gene Ontology annotation, molecular function: taurine:sodium symporter activity; gamma-aminobutyric acid:sodium:chloride symporter activity. Lineage: Eukaryota; Metazoa; Chordata; Actinopteri; Syngnathiformes; Syngnathidae.
GAUGUCGACUGUCGCUUUAAGACGUUGUUGCAUGGAGAAGCUAGUGAUUUUCCACUCAAACUGAUAUUAAAGAGCUCCACGCAGCGUCAUGGUCACGCGGGAAAAUUGGCUUAAUUUUUUCAAUCAAUGCUGAACGUGAUUGACGAGGAACUAGCAGCCCCACGGACAGCAUGGCCCAAAAAGAGAAGCUUCAAUGCCUGAAGGACUUCCACAAGGACACACUGAAGCCCUCGCCGGGGAAAAGCCCAGGCACGCGGCCCGAAGACGAGGCCGAAGGCAAGGCCCCCCAGAGGGAGAAGUGGGCCAGCAAGCUCGACUUUGUCCUGUCUGUGGCCGGGGGCUUCGUCGGAUUAGGAAACGUCUGGCGAUUCCCGUACCUUUGUUAUAAGAACGGUGGAGGUGCAUUCCUCAUCCCUUACUUCAUCUUCCUGUUUGGGGGUGGCCUGCCUGUCUUUUUCCUGGAAGUGGCACUGGGCCAGUACACCUCUGAAGGCGGGAUCACCUGCUGGGCCAAACUCUGCCCCAUCUUCACCGGUAUUGGCUAUGCCUCAAUUGUGAUCGUGUCCCUGUUGAAUAUCUACUACAUAGUGAUCUUGGCCUGGGGACUCUACUACCUAUUUCAGUGCUUCCAGCCUGAGCUCCCUUGGGCCAAGUGCAAGCAGCCCUGGAACACAGAACACUGUGUGGAGGACACUGUCCGAAGGAACAAGACCCUUUGGCUGGCUGCCAAUGUUACCAACUUUACCUCUCCUGUGACUGAGUUCUGGGAACGCAACGUCCUGAGCAUCUCCUCUGGGAUUGAAGACAUCGGGCCCCUGAAAUGGGACCUGGCCCUGUGUCUGUUAGCCGUGUGGGUUAUCUGCUUCUUCUGCAUCUGGAAGGGAGUCAAGUCCACUGGAAAAGUCGUAUACAUAACAGCAACUUUCCCAUUCGUGAUGCUGAUUGUGCUGCUGGUGCGUGGAGUCACCCUGCCUGGGGCAUCAGAGGGCAUCAAAUUCUACCUUUAUCCUAACCUGACUCGCCUGCAGGACCCAGAGGUAUGGAUUGACGCAGGAACCCAAAUUUUCUUCUCAUACGCCAUUUGCCUGGGUGCCAUGACAUCACUGGGGAGCUACAACAAAUACAAAUACAAUUGCUACAGGGACUGUUUGCUGCUGGGAGGCCUCAACAGCGGUACCAGCUUUGUGUCUGGCUUCGCAAUAUUUUCCGUCCUGGGCUUCAUGGCACAAGAACAAGGGGUGGACAUUGCCGAUGUGGCAGAGUCAGGUCCUGGAUUGGCCUUCAUUGCGUACCCUAAAGCGGUGUCGAUGAUGCCGCUGCCAACCUUCUGGGCCAUCCUCUUCUUUAUCAUGCUGCUGCUCCUGGGUCUUGACAGCCAGUUUGUUGAAGUGGAAGGACAGAUCACGUCCAUAGUGGAUCUGUAUCCGGCCCUCCUGAGGAAGGGCUACAGGCGGGAGAUCUUUAUAGCCAUCAUGUGUUUCAUGAGCUAUCUCCUCGGACUCGCCAUGGUAACUAAAGGUGGCAUGUACGUGUUUCAGCUCUUUGACUACUAUGCAGCCAGCGGUGUGUGCCUUUUGUGGGUUGCAUUCUUUGAAUGCAUUGCUGUAGCCUGGGUUUAUGGAGUUGAUAAUUUCUAUGAUGGAGUCGAGGAUAUGAUCGGGUACCGGCCAAACCCGUGGAUGAAAUGGAGCUGGACCAUCAUCACGCCGGUUCUCUGCAUGGGCUGCUUUGUCUUCUCCCUGGUCAAGUACAAACCUCUGACCUACAACAAAGUGUAUGAGUACCCUGACUGGGCCAUCGGACUGGGCUGGUGUUUGGCCUUGGCCUCCAUGAUCUGCAUCCCCAUGGUGAUGGUCAUCAAGAUCUUACAGUCUGAGGGACCCCUCAUUGAAAGGAUCAAAGCCGUGGCGGCCCCGGCCAAGUCAGGCGUGAGCUCUCGGCCCAAAGAGUACAUUGCCAAGGACAGCGAGCUGACGCAGCCCCUGGAUCCCAACGGGAACAACGGCUUGAUCAAGCCCACCCACACCAUUGUAGAAACGACCAUGUGAACGCUCUCUAUGAGAGGAAUACGAUUGAUGUGCUUUGUGUUCUCGCUAACGUUAAUAGGUUUACAUUGACCUGCAUAUUCACCUUUAGAGAUCCUGUGGUUUCAUUUCUAUGAGAACAAUUAUAUAUUCAUGUCAUUGAUUUUUUUUUUUUUGUUUUUUUUUACCAUAUCAAUAUUGUUAAUGUUGCAACUGUUGUUGUUGUAGUUGGCACUGAUCUUAAGCUGUAUUAUGACAUAGAACAUAUUAUAUGUUUACUACCUUUCUUCUUGUUGAUUCCGGAGAGAUUAUGAAUUUUGGUUGAACAAAAAUGAACGAUAAAAUUCUUGCUUCUCUUAAAUUCAAACAUAACUUGUUAAAAAGGUAGCUAACUCGUGAACAAUCUGCUAUGUUACUGGUUCUAAGUCAUCUUCACCUCAAGAGAAAGACUUCCAUCUGUUAAUGUUGAUACUAUAUAUCCAUAUAUAUAUUUUAAUACACAGCAUGUAGACUUGCUUGACCUUGCUUUGACAUUUAAGGCACUGGCCAAAUUGAACAAUAAAUGCAUUUACACGAAGGGUCAUCUUCAAGAACAAAUAUAAAUCAUCACAAUACAGGGAAAGAUUGUGCAGUGAAAAGGGAAGCGGCACUUUAGAGUCUUUGUACCCUGCCUGUGUGACUGAAAGUCAGUCUUAGUGCAUUUUUUUUGCAGACCUCUCUUUGCACUUUAUUGCUGUUUCACUGUUAUUGUAGUGUUUGUUUUUAUUGUCGCCAGGUGUUGCUUUAGAAUCCGCAGCACAUUUCAGCAGAAAAUAUGUGACUUUUUGACAUCAUUCAUCUUAGACGGUGUCUCCAAAGGCACAAAAUAAAGACGGAAUCUCAAUUAAUUACACCCUGAGAGCUCUCAUGUACUCAUUUUGUGCUUGUUUCAAAUUGUUAACAUUGACUUUAUCAAGUUGUACAGUAGAAUAGCGGUCGUUGUAAAUCACAUAUGCCUUUUGUAACAAUUUUGUACCGUAUUUCAUUCAAACACCAUGACUGGUUUCGUGACAAGUCAGAAAUGUUCAUUUACAUCGUGCAAUAUUCAAUGGAGGAAUUGCAACUUUUGAAUGUUUAUUGUAGAUUAAUCUGAAUUCAAUGCAGUAAAUUAAUGAAAUGAAAUGCAACAAUGUAUUCACAAAGGCAACAACUCCAAAACAUAAUUGCUGGAUCCACCACAGCUUCGUCCAUUAAAAAUCUAAAUGUACCAAAGUAUAUUUGUCACACAUUUGUAUCUUUUUAGAUGUACAUGGCAUAAUUUCCAUAUAGAGUACAAAUAAACCGUUUUUUCUUUGGA